GGUGUACUGGGAUACACCGACACCCGUUUGCAUUGACUCAAAAUACCAGUAGGCCCUGUAUUUAAACCGUCACAAAUAUUUCAUUUUUGUCUACGGCAGGCUUUGCCAUUAAUCUCGUUCUUGCAGUGUAUGGGAAAACAACAUGGAAGUUUGGCCAUUAGCGUUGGGAUUGUUGUUUGUGGUGCUGGUGGUGGUCACCACUAUACUCUUCACGGAUCGUUUGUUUGUCAACAUCACUGGUAAAUAUGUCCUCAUCACUGGAUGCGACAGCGGCUUUGGCAACUUACUUGCCCGUCGUCUCGGCGAAAAACGGGGCUGCCAUGUGAUUGCUGCCUGCCUGACAGAAGCUGGAAGGACUGCGCUUGACAGUGUGACGUCAUCAAAUGUAACCACUAUCUUCAUGGAUAUCAGAAACAGCGACAGCAUUCAAAGAGCACGCGAUCGAGUAAAGAGUAUUAUACCAAGAGGCGAAGGACUGUGGGGACUAGUCAACAAUGCCGGAAUUAUAUCCGCCUUGGGUCUUCCUCACUGGCACACGAGACAAGAGGUAACUAACGUAAUGGAAGUCAACCUCCUGGGCACGAUUGACGUCACCAACACUUUCUUCCCGCUGGUAAGGGAGGCACGAGGCCGGGUCGUCAACGUCUCCAGCGGAGUGGCGCUGUUUCCCACCGCGGGGAGCUACUACGCGGUGUCCAAGGCUGGGGUGGAGGCCUACUCGGAUUUUAUAAGGGCGUCUAUGCAGCUAUCUGGAGUAUCUGUGCAUAUCAUUGAGCCUGGUUCUUUUAAAAGUUCGUUUGUCAACCCGCAAACAACAAAAGACUUGCUGAAGAAGCUUUGGUACAGGCUACCCUUAGAAGAACGUCAGGAUUUUGGUGGCGAGAAGGCCUAUAAAGCACUUGAACUAACCAUGUCACAAGCUUUGGAAAUGGCGUCUUCCGACCUGCACCUAGUCACGGAUGCCAUGGAGCAUGCGCUGAGUGCCAGGUUUCCAUGGCGACGAUACUUGCCCGGUUUGGAAGCCAAGUUAUUUUACAAAGUUUUCUCGCUCUUACCCGCCUUUUUCACUGAUUUUGUCUUCGCCUUGGGGCUCAAUUUCCUCUUGAAAAGAAAUAUGAAGACUUCUAAUUCUGUCACAUAAAACGUGAAUGGUCAUUUUGUUUUUGGAUGCAGUCCUCUAAACUAGUUUAUGUUCCAGUAACUAAAUUAAGAAGUGAUAAUAGACUGCAAGAGAAGUGUAAAAUCUCAUAAUGAAAAGCGUAUUAUGGAUUCAAGUAAAGAUUUUGUAUUAUAAAUUAUGACUAGUUUCAUGAAAUGUUUCUCUUAUUCCCAAACUGAAAAAAAUAAAUAAACCUAUUAGCAUAGCAUUAUUCAUACGUGAACAUCUAUGAAGCAAUCCAUGCUUUAAAGUUUGGUAUAUUCCAGACUAACAGUUACUUUCAGUUGGAAUAGAAAGUUAUUUGGUGUUAGAAAUGACAAAUAGUUGAAAAUUGUUUCAAUUAGCAAAUGAAAACCACGGGUAAAAUAGUCCUCAUGAAGUAUGGCCGAAUGAGAUGUCUGUUCAUUAUUUUUGCAUUCUUGUAUGCCUCUCAUUUUUGUGUUAUGUUUUCCGUUUGUAGGAUCAGGGGUUAGGGAAUGCAAAAUAUCCGCACUUAGGGUGAUAAAAGUGGGCAGGAGGGUCAAAAUAACGCGUGGACUUUUUAAUUUUUGAAAUUUUUUUAGUUAACGUGGUAUCUUAACUUCUUUUUUUACCCAUUUGUUGAUUGUGUCAUCUUUUAUUGUAAAUCCUGUGCAAUUUGACUACGAGACAUGAGUUUCAGUAAACCAAGAAUGAGUGAAUGACAAUCUAACACGGUAGCUAUUGGAUUUUAUUAAUUAUUUUAGUGGCCUAUUGUCGAAAAAGAGAGUUUGGGGAUUAAAAGGUCUUAAUUCGAACGUAGACUGAAAUCAAAUGAAAGUUCAGACACUGUCCUAUUUUGUCACUUAUAUAGAAACAAAUACAUGUCCCUUUAAACUCCAUCAAAUACAAAUGAACGUCGCCCGGCACGCAAGCAAUGAAUAAUGAACAAAUUCUACACUCGAACGGGCAGGUAUAAUUGUAUUUCAUUAUACAAAUUGGAAAGGUUCGCCACAUUUCGUUCAGUCAAAUCCGAGGUCGAGCAUUAAGUUAAUGAGAAAAUGAGACUAGCUUUUUCAGUCACCUAUCAGAAAUGUGCUGGUAUUAGUAACAUUUAAUAAUGCAUUGUAAUUAUUUUUGGAUUUUAUGAAGCACUCACAGCUGGAAAAUACUCAGGUUUUUAAACAGCCUUCAUGGUGCCGCUGUUUAUUCUACUUGGGCUUUUAAACAUGGCUAUUAACUGCAAGUGCAAUCCUAGUUGGUUAAAAACAGUGAAGAGUGACUGAUCGUUUGUCUUAUACGUCAGAUAUGUCCAUCAUUAAAUCUGAAGUUUUUGAUAGAUAAAUCAUAAAAAUUGUGGGGUUUGGGUGUGUUUUUUUUAGGUUUUUUUUUUGUUUUGCAUCUUGCACAGUCUGCUAUUAGACUA
Messenger RNA from Acanthaster planci (crown-of-thorns starfish), 2543 nucleotides. RefSeq names its product retinol dehydrogenase 7-like. Gene Ontology annotation, cellular component: intracellular membrane-bounded organelle. Gene Ontology annotation, molecular function: oxidoreductase activity. NCBI's taxonomy places the organism in Eukaryota, Metazoa, Echinodermata, Asteroidea, Valvatida, Acanthasteridae. Gene Ontology annotation, biological process: steroid metabolic process. The record is from RefSeq and is a predicted model, not a curated record.